AUGGCCAUGAAUGUGGAUUUCAACGCCUUGAAGGCGCGGACUAUGGGGUCCGGGGCCGACGAGGAAGCAGUGACGGUUGAUACUAGAGGAUUGAUCUCCAAGGUUCUUGCCCGAUAUUCUGGUAAAUGGACUGUACUUCGAGAAAUGAUCCAAAACGCCGCCGAUGCCUCUGCCACAAAGGUGACAAUCAAGUUCGAGACUCUUCCCUCGACUACAGUACCAUCCCCAUCAACGGCCGACCCGACUGCACAGCUAAAACACACAAUCAACAACCAUACGCUUCGUCGACUCUUAAUUUCAAACAAUGGUUCCCCAUUCAGUGAGAAGGAUUGGGCACGCCUGAAGCGUAUUGCAGACGGAAAUCCCGAUGAAACCAAGAUUGGUGCAUUUGGUGUCGGAUUCUACAGUGUUUUCGACGACUGCGAGGAGCCGUUUGUUUCUUCUGGCAGCCAGGCUAUGGCUUUCUAUUGGAAAGGCAAUGCACUGUUCACACGCCGACUGGACCUCGGAGAAGCUGCAAGUCAAGAUACCACCUUCGUUUUGGACUACCGCAAUGAUUCUUCUCCAAUCCCAUCGCUACUGCAGUUGUGUCAAUUUUUAUCAAGCAGUCUCACCUUUGUCUCCUUACAAGAGAUAGAACUAUGGUUAGAUGAUUGGAAUCUUUUGCGGUUAUCGAAGAAAACUGCCCCUAGUGUUGAUGUUGCAAUCCCCAGAGACAUCGACACUAAAACUGAGGAUGGGCUGAUGAAAAUCGUCAAAGUCACUCGAGAAAUCGCGCAGGUAGACGCCUCUUGGAUGCGAAUCGUGGAAUGGAAUCCUAACGCAAGCAUUUUCCGCCUGGAUAAUAUCCGUGAUACAACAAGCUCACUGCGGAGUUUCUUUUCCAAGUUUACCGGUCAGCCAGAAAAGCAAAUCAAUCAACAGCCAGAGCAUGAGCGCCAGGAAGAAUCAAGCAACUUGAACACUAUGCUGUCCGCAUCGGUCUUUUUGCAUAUCAACACGGCGUCGAUCCAGCCUUCUAUUAGCUCCUCGCUAAGCAAAGAAUUAGAACGGGCUACAAGAAAGCCUCCCCCUAAGAGAUGCACCAUUGCUAUUUUGACACCCUCGUAUGACGCCAACAUAGCUACUGGGGCAUCUUCAUCACAGUCAGAGAUCCUUUCAUCAAUUCUGCCUACCAAGGCUGGAAGAGUAUUCAUCGGAUUCCCCACACAACAGACCACUGGCUUGAAUGCUCAUGUGUCUGCUCCAUCUGUGAUUCCCACCGUCGAACGAGAGAGUAUCGAUCUCAACACUCGUUAUAUCAGCAAGUGGAAUCUCGAGAUGUUGCGCGCGGUCGGUAUCGUUUGUCGAGUUGCCUGGUCUGCAGAAAUGGCUACCAUCAAGUCCAAAUUAGCAUCAAAAAUUGGACCAUCACGCUCAAAGAUUCGGAAGGAAGAUAUCGUGGAUGUAUUGCCGGAGGCUAUUCAUACUGCGAAUCAAUUUGUGUUUCGUGAAUCUACCCCGUCUUCGGUUCUGGGCCAAACUAUUGAAGACGCAUUUUGGAUGUGCAACAAGAACGCCUCUAUCGAGAUUCUUUCCACCUGUGGUGUUAUUCCCAGCCAUCAAACUCGCAUUGCGCCGAAAGAAUUGAGCUUUAUGGAUUCAAUUCCUGCUUUGCCUGACGAUCUCGUGAACAACGCCAAAGACUUUGUGAAAAAGCUUACCGAUUUCGGGCUCGUUACAGAAAUAACAGUAUCAGACAUCAAGCGUGAACUAGAGUCCAGUACUUUGCGAUCCAACCAGAUCGUUGAGUUCAUCGCCUGGCUUGGCCGCAAAACGAUAACUGGUCAGCUUGAUAGACUGUCGGUUCAGAGUCUAUUACGUGUAGCGGUGGCAAACGAUGAAGAUAAAGAAGGCCACCCCACUCGCCUGGUCAUCUUCGCGGAUAUAGCUUGCUUCUUGAAUCCCCAACGCAUCCCAGCAGAUCUUCCUGUGCCACCAAAUGUGAUUCCCUUCCGAUUUACCAAAUCUGUGGGUAAGGCAGAGCUGGAGGCGCUCGGCUGGGUUGAGCUGCAAAUUGUUCCUUGGCUUCGUUGGCUUGUCAAAAAUGCCGGAGACCGCAACAUUCUGUCUAUCGAUCAAGACAUCACACAAACAGCGGCAUUCUCCGGGCAAAUCUUGCCUGUUUUAUCAAAACAGUGGGAGCCCCUCAGCCAGGAUUCGAAACAGACUGUUGUCUCUAUACUCCAACCGCAGACUGUGAUUCCGACUCGGCUUGGAAUGAAACAGCCUUCUCAGACCUAUUUCGCAUCAGUACGACUUUUCGAUGACCUUCCCGUGGUUCAUGGGUUGAACGGCGUCAAAGAAAAGAUACUGGUAUCCCUUGGAGUUCGCAAAACGGUUGAGCUUGGCGUGAUCUUUGAUCGUCUUAUCAACACCCCUACGGCCAGCGACGCCAAAGAAUCCCAGCCCAGAAAAUGGAACCACGUUGAUCUUAUUCGAUACCUUACCUCUGUGCGGGAGGACAUCCCCACAAACGAUAUUCAGAGACUCAAAGGCACGAGUAUCUGCACUGCUGAAAGCGACAGCGGCUCUCAGGGAACACGGUACAAGAUCUCUGAACUUUAUGAGCCAAAAGAUUCUCUUCGGGCUCUCGGGCUACCGAUACUUGAGUGGCCAGGUAUCUACACCAGCAGUAGCAAUGAGGGCAAAUUCCUUACAAUGAUGGGAUUGAAGAGUUACCCAUCAGCUGUCGAAUUGAUCCAGCUCAUGACUGCCGGAAGCACGCAGAAGGACAGCCGAGCUACCAAGGCCCUUUCAUACUUCCUCAAUGAGUAUUACACAAACGGAUACGCUGUAUUCAAUAUCAGUGCGGUAACCGUGCCUUUCCUUCCAAUCGAAGAUUCCGAUCAAUUGAGUGUGCCUAAGAAAUGCUUCACUGAUGAAGGUGCCGCCUUGUUUGGCUUCAAAAUUCUUCGCAAGAAUCUCCAUACCCAUGCUUCAAAACUUGGAGUCAAGCCUCAUCCUCCUAUGACGGAGUGUUUACAGGUCCUUUCAAAGCAACCUCCUACUACCCAUAAGGACGCUCGGAUUAUUUUCAAAUAUCUGGCAGGUCGGGUGGCAGACUUGAAUUCACAGGAUAUCGCGCGCAUUAGCCAAGCUCCGAUCAUCCCGAUCCCUGUGCAUAGCCAAGCCGAAAAGGCACCUAGAACCCGUCUCGUGGCGCCUAGGCUUUGCUAUCUUGGAGACGGUGAAGACUACAAGGGAAUUUUUGACUUUGUUGAUUUCGGCCAAGAAGCGAAUCUCUUCCUCAUGGCAGUUGGCUCAAAACGAGAGCCUACCAAGAUUGAAAUUGCAAGAAUGCUGGUUAGAGAGCCAGCUCGGAUUUCUGCCGCGUUCCAAAGUUCCGAGAAAUACCUGAUGCUCCUCAGAACACUUGCGGAGCACCUGCCAGCGCUGAAGAGGGAUAAAGAUCUGUUUAUUGAAAUGAAGAGAGCUCCAUUCCUCAUGGCCAGCCGAGAUAUUCCACCGCAAGCUACAGGCAAGGGUGAAAAGGAAAAGGUCAAGGAGCCUCUUGAUGAAGAUGACGAUCUGGAUAUCAGAGAAUGGAGUUUGACAUCUGCCAAGGACAUUGUUUUGGUAGAUGCUUUCCAGAGUUUCAAUCUGUUCAAAGAGCACAUCCUUGCUGCGCCACAAGAAGAAGCAUUGGAGGACUUCUAUAUUGCCCUUGGCGCCAUCCCGUUGAGUGGUCUUGUGGAAGAACAAGCGCGGUUUGGCGGUAUUGCACCUGACCAAAGACUGGCAGUCAAGCUUCAUAAAUUGAUCCUCGAGCGUGCAAGACUCUUCUUGCAUGACCAACCCGCCGAUUCUGUCCUGCAUGGAGCUCGAUGGCUCGAACACUCCUUCAAAGUUCAGGUUGUGACCUCGAUAUCUCUCACGAGAUCCCUCAAGGGCCGACGAGUUGCACACACUCAGAAGCGAAAUGCUAUCGUGGCAGAACUGGGGAGGAAUUGGGGCAUGUGUAUCACCCCGGGUCAAUAUGAUCUAUACGAAAUCAGUCAGUCGCUGGUGCAUCUGAUACUGAAACGGCCCAAGCUGCAUUCCACCCUUACCCUGGAGAUGUUGUUGAAGACCGAUCUUUUGGAACUUCGGGCCCGAGGCUACAACGUGGAACGUAUUCUGAGACAAAAGGCCCAAGAAGCCCGCGUAGCAGAGGAUAAGCGCCAAAAGCAGGUCGAGGAAGAGCGACGUGCUUUGGAAGAACAGGAAGCCGCAUGGGCUGCUACUCAAGCUCAACGUGCUUUGGAAGACAGGCACGAGCAACAGGCGCAGAAUGCGAUGCCCGGUGUCUUCCCAGAAUCGCCGAACAAUAACAAGAUGUUGCCAGCGGAAGCACAUGCUCCUCCGCCCGAGCCCAUGCCUGAGCGUCCCAGUCGCGGCUUGUUUGCCAACUUGUCGAAGCGAUUUGGCUUGGAUAGUAACAAACUCGGCUCCUCUGGCUCUGAGGAACAAUCAAAGUCUUUGCUGCCUGACUCUUCUACACCUCCUCCGCCGCCCUACUCUUCCAACGAUCCGCAGAAACCACGCCCGGAACAAGGUGUCACGGUCAACUCACCCCAUCGCUUGAAUUCCGAGCUUCUGUCAGCGGUCCAAGCAUGCCGGCCCCACGGAUCUUCGGAUGUGUACAGCCGGCCGGAGACGAAUCAAAUCUCAGAAAGCAAGUCCUACUGCGAUGAGCGUCCCAGCCAUGACCUGGAAUUCGUCGCCACACUCCCCAGCGGUGUCAACGUCCUGUUCACACGAACAGUCCCCGAACGAUCCGCCUUCCUCGCAAGCAACCGCGCCGGCUUCACCCUCUUCGCGUCGAUUCUGCUCGACUGCGGGUCAAUCUUCUCCAUGCGAGCCGACAGCCUCAGCAUCUUCUACGACCCAGGUGGCAAGACAAUCGCCUUCAACCGGGCUGGCAGUAUCUUCUGUAACUACUUCUAUUUCCAGCAGUUGCAGGAGAAAGCCCUCCUCCAGAGUUCCACCCCCGACCGUACUGAUGCUAUCGUGUAUUGGUGGGUGAUCCUCUGCCAUGAGCUGGCGCACAACCUGGUUGGCGACCAUAGCUCCGCGCAUAGUUACUACACCGAGGGCUUUGUGGCGCAAUAUUUCCCGAAGGUUGCUGUGAAGCUUGCUUCGCUGCAGGUACCGGCGCCAUCUCCAUCUAGACAGACUUGA
Molecule: messenger RNA, 5202 nt
Organism: Penicillium nucicola
Lineage: Eukaryota; Fungi; Ascomycota; Eurotiomycetes; Eurotiales; Aspergillaceae
Product: histidine kinase-like ATPase domain-containing protein
Exons: 2
Coding region: 1-5202 (1733 amino acids)
Source: RefSeq, a predicted model, not a curated record